Messenger RNA from Erigeron canadensis, 1989 nucleotides. RefSeq names its product molybdenum cofactor sulfurase. The transcript has a single exon. The record is from RefSeq and is a predicted model, not a curated record. Lineage: Eukaryota; Viridiplantae; Streptophyta; Magnoliopsida; Asterales; Asteraceae. Bases 18 to 1817 code for a protein of 599 amino acids.
CAAUACAUAUCAUCAUUAUGUAUUCUCCUUGCUUGAAAGAAGUAACACAAGUAUGUUCUAAUGGAUGUUGUUCCAACCCUCUUCUUUCCUUUCCAGAUUUCACAUACACAAACACAACCAAAAGUAAUACAAAAAAUCCCACAACAAUUAGCAACAACUCUACUAUUUGUAGAAAAAACUUCACAACCACAACUAUAACAUCCUUUUUUCCAAACACUUAUUUUACUGACCAUGAAUCCUUGCCUUCUUUCAAAGAAUCACUCACUACUUUCACCCAAACUUACCCUAAAUACUCCGAUACUAUCCGAGUUGACCGAAUUAGAGGACAAGAGUACUACCAUCUAUCUCUUUCUAACCGAAUUUGUCUAGAUUAUAUCGGUAUUGGACUUUUCUCUCAUUUGCAACUUCAAACAUUUCACACUUUAGUAAAACCAAGUUCACCAUCUUCUCCUUCUUCAAGUGAACUAAAUUCGGAUGAGUUUCCGUUCUUUAGUACGAUAUAUAGGUCCGUUAAUCUUAAGUCACAAUUGCUUCAUGGAGGGGAAGGGUCAGAAUUCGAGUCGUCUAUUAGGAAAAGGAUCAUGAAAUUUUUGAAUAUUUCUAGCAAUGAUUAUUGUAUGGUUUUCACUUCAAAUAAAUCAUCUGCUUUCAAGAUUGUUUCGGAAUCUUACCCUUUUGUAACGAGUCGUAAGUUGUUAACAGUUUAUGAUUACAAAAGUGAGGCUGUGGAUACUAUGGUUACUUCUUCCGAGAAACGUGGAGCUAAAGUUAUGUCCGCGGAUUUUAAAUGGCCUAGAAUGAGAAUUCAUUCGGCUAGAUUAAAAAAGAUUUUAGAGAGAAAGAGGAAAAAGAAGAAACAUCGAGGUUUGUUUGCUUUUCCUCUUCAAUCUAGAAUGACUGGAGCUAGUUAUUCGUAUCAAUGGAUGAGUAUUGCGCAAGAAAACGGAUGGCAUGUGUUGCUUGAUGCUUGUGCAUUGGGUCCAAAAGAUAUGGAUAGUUUCGGGUUGUCCUUAAUUCAACCCGAGUUUCUAAUUUGUUCAUUUUACAAAGUGUUUGGAGAAAAUCCAACUGGAUUUGGUUGCUUGUUUGUCAAGAAAUCGAUUGUAUCUAGCUUGGAAGAUUCAUGUGUUGGAAUUGCAACUCUUGUCCCUGCCAAGAAUUCAUCGUUUCAAUCACAAGAAGAACAUUAUUCAUCUGAUAAAGAUUUAGAAUAUCAACAAGAACAAGUCAAAGUUAAUACUCCCGAACCCUCUAAUAAAAUCGUGGUCCACGAAAAUUUAGACAUUGAGUAUAGAGGAUUGGAUCAUGUAGACUCAUUGGGGCUCAUACAAAUUAGUACUCGUACAAGGUGUUUGAUAAAUUGGUUGAUCAACGCGCUUAAAAAACUAGAACACCCUAAUACGGAAACAAAGACACCUUUGGUCCAAAUCUACGGUCCAAGGAUAAGAUUUGAUCGCGGGCCAGCUUUAGCGUUCAAUGUUUAUGAUUGGAAAGGUGAGAAAGUAGACCCUUCACUCGUGCAAAAGCUUUCGGAUAGAAAUAACAUUUCAUUAGGCCAAGGGGUUUUAAGCCAUAUUUGGUUUGCGGACAAGUAUGCGCACGACAAGGAGAAGGUGAUGACGGAUGGUGGUAGUGUGAAGAAGAGUACUAAAGGGAUUCAAGAAAUCACGGUUGUGACCGCGGCUGUUAACUUUUUGGCGAAUUUUGAAGAUGUGUAUAGAUUAUGGGCGUUUGUGGCUCGGUUUUUGGAUGCUGAUUAUGUUGAGAAGGAAAGAUGGAGAUAUACUGCUCUUAAUCAGAAAACAAUUGAAGUGUAGUAAUCAAUUGAAAGAAGACACGCUUAUAUGAAGUACAAAAUAUUAUUGGGAGUGAAGAAAAGUGGUGGAUAUUAAUUACAUUAUUUCGUCUGUUUUUGUAUAUGAACUUUGUGUACUCUUGAUCAUUUGAAUUGACAUUUUAGAUUUAUUUAAACAAUCACAAAUUAAUUUG